AUGGCGUUUACUGCCCUCCUCAUAUUGUGCAUUGUCAUUGGUCAGUCAGGGGUAUUUAUCAAUUCGGCUAUAUCCAAGGAUAAAGAGUGUCCACAAAGACAUUAUGGUGACAACUGCAAAAGUAUUUGUCCACUGGGCUGUAAAGACCACAGAUGUGACAAGACAACUGGGGACUGUAACAAAGGCUGCGCUGUACCAUAUUUGUGGGGGGCGAAGUGUGAUAAAGAGUGCAGCAUAAAUUGUGGAUCGGAUCAAAAUGGAGAUCAGCCGUGCAACCAGAGCGACAGCGCAUGCGUGCAUGGCUGCCUCCCAGGAUUCCAACAGCCUGACUGUGAAAAACCUUGCGACAGCAAUAUGUAUGGGGACAAAUGCACGUUGAAAUGUGGCGCAUGCGCAUAUGGGGACUCGUGCUCCAACGAGGACGGGACGUGCUCGCGAGGAUGCGCUGAAGGUUACCUUGGUGAUAAGUGUGAUACGGAAUGCGAUCCAUAUUACUAUGGCGACGGGUGCUCGGAAUCCUGCGGACAGUGUUCUAACUUUGAUGUAUGCAAUUUCAAGAACGGAAGUUGUCCGAAUGGGUGUGAGGACGGGUGGACCGGAGACACGUGCAGUGACAUGUGUCCCACUGGAAGCUAUGGAGACUUCUGCUUGAACACGUGUGGCAAAUGUGCCCAAUCAGUCAACAUGUGA
Molecule: messenger RNA, 690 nt
Organism: Liolophura sinensis
Lineage: Eukaryota; Metazoa; Mollusca; Polyplacophora; Chitonida; Chitonidae
Product: multiple epidermal growth factor-like domains protein 10
Exons: 6
Coding region: 1-690 (229 amino acids)
Molecular function (GO): scavenger receptor activity
Source: RefSeq, a predicted model, not a curated record